AUGAAUAUUCGCCUCCGAACAUGGUUAAAAAGCAAAUCAUCGACAGGAAAUCUUGACACCUAUAGCAUCCAGAGUGGUUUUUUGCUGAAUAACAGCAGCAGUGCAAAGCGAUCACGUUCGGACAACAUACCCGUUGGAAUAGCACAUCCUAAUUUAUACAUCGGUGAAGAUACACAGUCAUUCCUGAAGCCGAAAGCACUGGACAGCGAUGAUCGCCAGUGGACUGAUUUACAUGAAGCUGCUGACUCCACCACGGCCAUCCCAUUGCCCAUAGAACCAUCACUGGUGAAUGUAGCUGGGAAGCAUGGCCGAACAGCCAUGAUGCAAACGGCCUCAAAUCAGGCGAAGAGCGAAGAAGCAUCCAUCGAAGACAUCCACAAUCUGCUGAAAGCCGGUGCUGAAAUCGAUGCACAGGAUGAUAGCGAGGAUACGGCACUCAUGUUGGCUGUAAAGAGCGGUCGAACAGCGGUGGUUGCUUGUCUGAUAAAGUACGGAGCUGAUCCAACGCUGGUGGAUGAAAAAGACCGAACACCGCUACACCAUGCUGUUGCUGUCAAUAUACCGGACAUCGUGCAAUUACUGCUAAAUACACGACGUGUUAACGUGGAUGCACUGGACGACGACAAUCGAACACCAUUAAUCAUUUGCUCAACUUUUGAUUUCCGUAUGGGCACAGAAAUAGCCGAAAUGUUGCUGAAAGCGAAAGCAGAUGUGGCAUGCGUCGGUGACAAAAGCAUGAUAAAGUACGACGGCAGGACAGCCCUGCAUUUCGCUGCUCAGCACGAUAACUUAGACAUAAUUCGACUGCUUGAUAGAACACCAUUAUUCAUGGCAGCUUCGGAGGGGCAUCUUGAUGCUGUGGAGUGUUUGAUAAAUCUUGGAGCCAGCAAAGAUAUCACGGAUCAAAAGGAAAGAUCACCGCGAGAUAUUGCUGCUGAAAGAGAAUUUCGCGAUAUUGUACAGUAUCUGGAUUCGGUGCCAAUACCCCGUAUUUUGCCAGCAAGCAUGGCUGCGAGUCUGGCAAUUCAUGCGCAGCAACGUUUCAAAAAAUCGCUCAAAAAAACAACGGUAUAUUUUAGAUAUAUUUGCGUAAAGCAUCAAAUUUUCUUCCAAAAAUAUUUUGUAACAAUUUUAUGA
Messenger RNA from Gongylonema pulchrum, 1137 nucleotides. NCBI's taxonomy places the organism in Eukaryota, Metazoa, Nematoda, Chromadorea, Rhabditida, Gongylonematidae. The record is from the annotation of a GenBank genome assembly.